This is a messenger RNA of Castor canadensis (American beaver), 6461 nucleotides long. RefSeq names its product dicer 1, ribonuclease III (gene Dicer1). Gene Ontology annotation, biological process: pre-miRNA processing; apoptotic DNA fragmentation; siRNA processing. The record is from RefSeq and is a predicted model, not a curated record. Gene Ontology annotation, molecular function: deoxyribonuclease I activity; protein binding; DNA binding. Lineage: Eukaryota; Metazoa; Chordata; Mammalia; Rodentia; Castoridae. Gene Ontology annotation, cellular component: nucleus; RISC-loading complex; cytoplasm.
UCCUGAGUGGCCGGCGGGCCGGGAUUAACCUUUCACCGCCAGGCUCUGUCCAAUCACAGGCCCGCUCUCAUGCGGCCGCGGGGCGAGCGGAGCGUGGGGGCGCGGAGCGGCGGCGCGGCGCGGGUGGGAUUCUCCAAGCGGCUGUGCGCCGUUGCCGCGGGCCGUGCGCGGGCUGCGGGGUGAGCCGGGCGCUGCGCAGUCUCCGCAGGCGCCGGCGGGAGGGGUCGGGAGGCGCAGCGCGGCGCGGCGCAGGCUGCUCCGAGGCCCAGGUGAAUGGAGUAACCUGACAGCGGGAACGAGGCGACGGCGAGCGGCAGGAAAUGGCGGCGGCGGCGGCGGCGCCGGGUGGCACCGGGAGGCCUGGGCUGUGACGCGCGCGCCGGAGCGGGGUCCGAUGGUUCUGGAAGGCCCGCGGCGCCCCGUGCUGCAGGUUACCUAGGGUAUGAAUUAAUACAGACUUGGAAACUCUGAAAGAACUUAGAAUCAGCAUUUUGAGAGCAGAAGCUUGGGCAUGCUGUGAUUUUCCAAUAAACUGCUAUCACAAUGUCAAAAUGCAGUUCAGACAACAGCAACACAGAGAUCUCAAACAUUAAAACGUAAGCUGUGCUAGAACAAAAAUGCAAUGAAAGAAACACUGGAUGAAUGAAAAGCCCUGCUUUGCAACCCCUCAGCAUGGCAGGCCUGCAGCUCAUGACCCCUGCUUCCUCACCAAUGGGUCCUUUCUUUGGACUGCCAUGGCAACAAGAAGCAAUUCAUGAUAACAUUUAUACGCCAAGAAAAUAUCAGGUCGAACUGCUUGAAGCAGCUCUGGAUCAUAAUACCAUCGUCUGUUUAAACACUGGCUCAGGGAAGACAUUCAUUGCAGUACUACUCACUAAAGAGCUGUCCUAUCAGAUCAGGGGAGACUUCAGCCGAAAUGGAAAAAGGACCGUGUUUUUGGUCAACUCUGCAAACCAGGUUGCUCAACAAGUGUCAGCUGUAAGAACUCAUUCUGAUCUCAAGGUUGGGGAAUAUUCAAAUCCAGAAGUAAAUGCAUCUUGGACGAAAGAGAGAUGGAACCAAGAGUUUACUAAGCACCAGGUUCUCAUUAUGACUUGCUAUGUCGCCUUGAAUGUUUUGAAAAAUGGUUACUUAUCACUGUCAGACAUUAACCUUUUGGUGUUUGAUGAGUGUCAUCUUGCAAUUCUAGACCACCCCUACAGAGAAAUUAUGAAGCUCUGUGAAAAUUGUCCAUCAUGUCCUCGCAUUUUGGGACUAACUGCAUCCAUUUUAAAUGGGAAAUGUGAUCCAGAGGAAUUGGAAGAAAAGAUUCAGAAACUGGAGAAAAUUCUUAAGAGUAAUGCUGAAACUGCAACUGACCUGGUGGUCUUAGACAGAUACACUUCUCAGCCAUGUGAGAUUGUGGUAGAUUGUGGACCAUUUACUGAUAGAAGUGGGCUUUAUGAAAGACUGCUCAAGGAGUUAGAAGAAGCACUUGAUUUUAUCAAUGACUGUAAUAUAUCUGUACAUUCAAAAGAAAGAGAUUCUACUUUAAUUUCUAAACAGAUAUUAUCAGACUGUCGUGCAGUACUGGUAGUUUUGGGACCCUGGUGUGCAGAUAAAGUAGCUGGAAUGAUGGUAAGAGAACUUCAGAAGUAUAUCAAGCAUGAACAAGAGGAGCUGCACAGGAAGUUUUUAUUGUUUACAGACACUUUCCUAAGGAAAAUACAUGCACUAUGUGAAGAGCACUUCUCACCUGCCUCACUUGACUUGAAAUUCGUCACUCCUAAAGUAAUAAAACUGCUUGAAAUCUUGCGCAAAUAUAAACCAUAUGAGCGACAGCAGUUUGAAAGUGUUGAAUGGUAUAAUAAUAGGAAUCAGGAUAAUUAUGUUUCUUGGAGUGAUUCUGAGGAUGAUGAUGAGGAUGAAGAAGUUGAAGAAAAAGAAAAGCCAGAGACAAAUUUCCCUUCUCCAUUUACCAACAUUUUAUGUGGAAUUAUUUUUGUGGAAAGAAGAUACACAGCAGUUGUCCUCAACAGAUUGAUAAAGGAAGCUGGCAAACAAGACCCAGAGCUGGCUUACAUCAGCAGCAACUUCAUAACUGGACAUGGCAUUGGGAAGAAUCAGCCUCGUAACAAACAGAUGGAAGCUGAGUUCAGGAAGCAGGAAGAGGUACUUAGGAAAUUUCGAGCACAUGAGACCAACCUGCUUAUUGCAACAAGUAUUGUAGAAGAGGGGGUUGAUAUACCAAAAUGCAACUUGGUGGUUCGUUUUGAUUUGCCCACAGAGUACCGAUCCUAUGUUCAGUCUAAAGGAAGAGCAAGGGCACCAAUCUCUAAUUACAUAAUGUUAGCAGACACAGACAAAAUGAAAAGUUUUGAAGAAGAUCUUAAAACCUACAAAGCUAUCGAGAAGAUUUUAAGAAACAAAUGUUCCAAGUCAGUUGAUACUGGUGAGUCUGACGUUGAUGCUGUUGUGGAUGAUGAUGAUGUUUUCCCACCAUAUGUACUGCGGCCUGAUGACGGGGGUCCACGAGUCACCAUCAACACUGCCAUUGGACACAUCAACAGAUACUGUGCUAGAUUACCAAGUGAUCCAUUUACUCAUCUAGCUCCCAAAUGUAGAACCCAAGAGCUGGAUGAUGGUACAUUUCGCUCAACUCUUUAUUUGCCGAUUAACUCACCUCUUCGGGCCUCCAUUGUUGGCCCACCAAUGAGCUGUGUACGAUUGGCUGAAAGAGUUGUAGCUCUCAUUUGCUGUGAAAAACUGCACAAAAUUGGUGAACUGGAUGAACAUUUGAUGCCAGUUGGGAAAGAGACUGUUAAAUAUGAAGAAGAGCUUGAUUUACAUGAUGAAGAAGAGACCAGUGUUCCAGGAAGACCAGGUUCCACAAAACGAAGACAGUGCUACCCAAAAGCAAUUCCAGAGUGUUUGAGGGAUAGUUAUCCCAAACCUGAUCAGCCCUGUUACCUGUAUGUGAUAGGAAUGGUCUUAACUACUCCAUUACCAGACGAACUCAAUUUCAGAAGGCGGAAGCUCUAUCCCCCUGAAGAUACCACACGAUGCUUUGGAAUACUGACAGCCAAACCCAUACCUCAGAUUCCCCAUUUUCCUGUGUACACACGCUCUGGAGAGGUUACCAUAUCCAUUGAGUUGAAGAAAUCUGGUUUCAUGUUGUCUUUACAAAUGCUUGAGUUAAUUACAAGACUUCACCAGUAUAUAUUCUCACAUAUUCUUCGGCUUGAAAAACCUGCACUAGAAUUUAAACCUACAGAAGCUGAUUCAGCAUACUGUGUUCUACCUCUCAAUGUUGUUAAUGACUCCAGCACUUUGGAUAUUGACUUUAAAUUCAUGGAAGAUAUUGAGAAAUCUGAAGCUCGAAUAGGCAUUCCUAGUACAAAGUAUUCAAAAGAAACACCUUUUGUUUUUAAAUUAGAAGAUUACCAAGAUGCAGUUAUCAUUCCAAGAUAUCGCAAUUUUGAUCAGCCUCAUCGAUUUUAUGUAGCUGAUGUGUAUACUGAUCUUACCCCUCUCAGUAAAUUUCCUUCCCCUGAAUAUGAAACUUUUGCAGAAUAUUAUAAAACAAAGUAUAACCUUGACCUGACCAAUCUCAACCAGCCACUGCUGGAUGUGGACCACACAUCUUCCAGACUUAAUCUUUUGACACCACGACAUUUGAAUCAGAAGGGAAAAGCACUUCCUUUAAGCAGUGCUGAAAAGAGGAAAGCCAAGUGGGAAAGUCUGCAGAAUAAACAGAUACUGGUUCCAGAACUCUGUGCUAUACAUCCAAUUCCAGCAUCACUAUGGAGAAAAGCAGUCUGUCUCCCCAGCAUUCUUUACCGCCUUCACUGCCUUUUGACUGCAGAGGAGCUGAGAGCCCAGACAGCCAGCGAUGCUGGCGUGGGAGUCAGAUCACUUCCUGCGGAUUUUAGGUACCCUAACCUAGACUUCGGGUGGAAAAAAUCUAUCGACAGCAAAUCCUUCAUCUCAAUUUCUAACUCCUGUUCGGCUGAAAAUGAUAAUUACUGUAAGCACAGCACAAUUAUAGUCCCUGAAAAUGCUGCACAUCAAGGUGCUAAUAGAACCUUCUUAGAAAAUCAUGACCAAAUGUCUGUGAACUGCAGAACGUUACUCAGCGAGUCAUCUGGUAAGAUCCAGAUUGAAGUCUCAACAGAUCUUGCAGCAAUUAAUGGUCUUUCUUACAAUAAAAAUCUUGCCAACGGCAGUUAUGAUUUAGCUAACAGAGACUUUUGCCAAGGAAAUCAGCUGAAUUACUACAAGCAGGAAAUACCUGUACAACCAACUACCUCAUAUCCCAUUCAGAAUUUAUACAAUUAUGAGAACCAGCCCAAGCCCAGCGAUGAAUGUACUCUACUGAGUAAUAAAUACCUUGAUGGAAAUGCUAACAAAUCUACCUCAGAUGGAAGUCCCGCAGUGGCCAUGAUGCCUGGUACGACAGACACUGUUAAAGCACUCAAGGACAGGAUGGAUUCUGAGCAGAGCCCUUCUGUUGGGUACUCCUCAAGGACACUUGGCCCCAAUCCUGGACUGAUUCUUCAGGCUUUGACUCUGUCCAAUGCCAGUGAUGGGUUUAACCUGGAGCGGCUUGAAAUGCUUGGUGACUCCUUUUUAAAGCAUGCCAUCACCACAUAUCUCUUUUGCACUUACCCUGAUGCUCAUGAGGGCCGUCUUUCAUAUAUGAGAAGCAAAAAGGUCAGUAACUGUAACCUGUAUCGCCUUGGCAAAAAGAAGGGACUGCCCAGCCGCAUGGUGGUGUCUAUCUUUGAUCCCCCUGUGAAUUGGCUUCCUCCUGGUUAUGUAGUAAAUCAAGACAAAAGUAACACAGAUAAAUGGGAAAAGGAUGAAAUGACAAAAGACUGCAUGCUGGCUAAUGGCAAACUGGAUGAGGACUGUGAGGAGGAGGAGGAGGAGGAGGAGGAAGAGGAGGAAGAGGAGGAUCUGCCGUGGAGGGCUUCCAAGGAGGAGGCCGAGUAUGAAGACGACUUCCUAGAGUACGAUCAGGAACAUAUACAGUUUAUAGAUAACAUGUUAAUGGGAUCAGGAGCUUUUGUAAAGAAAAUUUCUCUUUCUCCUUUUUCAACCACUGACUCUGCAUAUGAAUGGAAAAUGCCCAAAAAGUCCUCUUUAGGCAGUAUGCCGUUUUCAUCAGAUUUUGAGGAUUUUGACUACAGUUCUUGGGAUGCAAUGUGCUAUCUGGAUCCCAGCAAAGUUGUUGAAGAGGAUGACUUUGUAGUGGGGUUCUGGAAUCCAUCAGAAGAAAACUGUGGCGUUGACACAGGAAAACAGUCCAUUUCUUACGACUUGCACACUGAGCAGUGCAUUGCUGACAAAAGCAUAGCGGACUGUGUGGAGGCCCUGUUGGGCUGCUAUUUAACCAGCUGUGGAGAGAGGGCUGCUCAGCUUUUCCUGUGUUCACUGGGGCUGAAGGUGCUCCCAGUAAUUAAAAGGACUGGUCGGGAGAAGGCCCCGUGCCCUGCUCGGGAGAGCCUUAGCAGCCAACAAAAGAGCCUUUCAGGGAGCUUCGCUGUGGCCCCAGCCCCGGCGGCCAACCCUCGCUCUGCUGUUCGGACAGGCUUGGAGUAUGGCUGUUUGAAGAUCCCACCAAGGUGUAUGUUUGACCAUCCAGAUGCAGAUAAAACCUUGAAUCACCUUAUAUCGGGGUUUGAAAAUUUUGAGAAGAAAAUUAACUACAGAUUCAAGAAUAAGGCUUACCUUCUGCAGGCUUUCACACAUGCCUCCUACCACUACAACACUAUUACUGAUUGUUACCAGCGCUUAGAAUUCCUGGGAGAUGCGAUUUUGGACUACCUCAUAACCAAGCACCUUUAUGAAGACCCACGGCAGCACUCCCCAGGGGUCCUGACUGACCUGCGCUCUGCUCUGGUCAACAACACCAUCUUUGCAUCCCUGGCUGUGAAGUAUGACUACCACAAGUACUUUAAAGCUGUUUCUCCUGAGCUCUUCCACGUCAUUGAUGACUUUGUGCAGUUUCAGCUCGAGAAGAACGAGAUGCAAGGGAUGGAUUCCGAGCUUAGGAGAUCUGAGGAGGACGAAGAGAAAGAAGAAGACAUUGAAGUUCCAAAGGCCAUGGGGGACAUCUUUGAGUCACUUGCUGGUGCCAUUUACAUGGAUAGUGGGAUGUCACUGGAGGUCGUUUGGCAGGUGUACUUUCCUAUGAUGCGGCCACUGAUAGAAAAGUUUUCUGCAAAUGUGCCCCGUUCCCCUGUGCGAGAAUUGCUUGAAAUGGAACCAGAAACUGCCAAAUUUAGCCCGGCGGAGAGAACUUAUGAUGGGAAGGUCAGAGUCACCGUGGAAGUAGUAGGAAAGGGGAAGUUUAAAGGUGUCGGCCGAAGUUACAGGAUUGCCAAAUCUGCAGCAGCAAGAAGAGCCCUUCGAAGCCUCAAAGCUAAUCAACCUCAGGUCCCCAACAGCUGAAACCCCUCUUGAACUCAAAACCAGAA